Molecule: messenger RNA, 1090 nt
Organism: Oryzias latipes (Japanese medaka)
Lineage: Eukaryota; Metazoa; Chordata; Actinopteri; Beloniformes; Adrianichthyidae
Product: microfibril-associated glycoprotein 4-like
Biological process (GO): positive regulation of heterotypic cell-cell adhesion; fibrinolysis; platelet aggregation
Cellular component (GO): fibrinogen complex
Molecular function (GO): extracellular matrix structural constituent; protein-macromolecule adaptor activity
Source: RefSeq, a predicted model, not a curated record
UCGUAACAGAAAACAGUUUGAUUGGUCGGCUGAUGUGAUGUCAUCAUGUUUUGCGGGUAUAAACUCUGGAAGGAGAACAGAAGGAACAGCUAACGAACAGCGUUUCCUUUAGGCAGCAGAUCAACAGAGAUCCAAACUGACUUCAGAUCUUCAUCGCUUCACUUCAGCACAGCAGUGAUGAUGAAGCUUCCUUCAGUCCUCCUCCUGCUUCUGGCUCCAAUGGUGGCUAACUGCUUUGUGCGCUACCUGCCAGAAGACUGCAUGGAGAUCCACAACCAGGACAAGACACUGAGAAGUGGAGUGUUCACCAUCUACCCCUCUGGUUCCACAUCUGCUGUGGAGGUCUACUGUGACAUGGAGACUGAUGGAGGAGGCUGGACGGUUUUCCAGAGGAGGCUGGAUGGCUCUGUGAACUUCUACAGGCCCUGGAAUGAGUAUAAGUCUGGUUUUGGCCAAGCUUCUGGAGAGUACUGGCUCGGUCUGGAGAACAUCUAUGGGCUGACACGUCUACGGAAGCAUGAACUUUGGGUGGACAUGGAGGAUUUUGAAGGAAGAAAAGUGUUCGCUCGUUACUCUUCCUUUGCAAUCAAUGCUGAAUGUGAGGGAUACGCCCUGCAAGUGUCUGGAUUCAUAAACGGAGGAGCCAAUGACGCUCUGACUUAUCACAACGGCAUGAAGUUCUCCACCUUUGACAAGGACCAGGACACCUGGCCAAAUAACUGUGCAAAGAGUUUUUUAGGGGCAUUCUGGUAUAAUAGCUGUCACUAUGCAAACCCUAACGGUGUUUAUCGCUGGGGGGCUGAUGGGACCAUUUUUGCUAUUGGGGUGAGUUGGUUUCAAUGGAAGGGUUAUGACUAUUCUCUGAAGAGAAUCAGCUUUAAGAUCCGUCCUGUGAAAUAAAUCUGUAGGACAAACGUUCAGCAGUGCAGCUUGGUCUGCUGUGUAUAAAUAAUCUGUAGAAUCAUUGAAUCAGAAGCUUCAAUCCAGACAAAUGAUGAUUGGGAGCAGCUGCUGCUGCCUCUUUGGUGGAGGUUUCAUUUCUGAACUGAAUCAUUUCCUGCUGACAAUAAACAAGAAGCAAAGCAACAAC